Molecule: messenger RNA, 1068 nt
Organism: Ficedula albicollis (Collared flycatcher)
Lineage: Eukaryota; Metazoa; Chordata; Aves; Passeriformes; Muscicapidae
Exons: 3
Coding region: 52-1068 (338 amino acids)
Source: RefSeq, a predicted model, not a curated record
CCCUGCCACCCCAGCUGGACCCAGUGGGGGAAAAAGUUCUGGGGAUGUGAGAUGGGAAAAAGGUGUGGAAGGGCAGGACUUGGAUGGAAAUCAUCACAAUUUCCAUGGCAAGAACUGAGCAGAGCAGAAAAGCUGAAAAGGCAGGGGGGGAGUGAAAGGGAGAUAAGGAAAUUUGGGGGAAGAAGGGCUGAGAAGGUGAAAAGGCAGGGGGGGAGUGAAAGGGAGAUAAGGAAAUUUGGGGGAAGAAGGGCUGAGAAGGUGAAAAGGCAGGGGGGGAGUGAAAGGGAGAUAAGGAAAUUUGGGGGAAGAAGGGCUGAGAAGGUGAAAAGGCAGGGGGGGAGUGAAAGGGAGAUAAGGAAAUUUGGGGGAAGAAGGGCUGAGAAGGUGAAAAGGCAGGGGGGGAGUGAAAGGGAGAUAAGGAAAUUUGGGGGAAGAAGGGCUGAGAAGGUGAAAAGGCAGGGGGGGAGUGAAAGGGAGAUAAGGAAAUUUGGGGGAAGAAGGGCUGAGAAGGUGAAAAGGCAGGGGGGGAGUGAAAGGGAGAUAAGGAAAUUUGGGGGAAGAAGGGCUGAGAAGGUGAAAAGGCAGGGGGGGAGUGAAAGGGAGAUAAGGAAAUUUGGGGGAAGAAGGGCUGAGAAGGUGAAAAGGCAGGGGGGGAGUGAAAGGGAGAUAAGGAAAUUUGGGGGAAGAAGGGCUGAGAAGGUGAAAAGGCAGGGGGGGAGUGAAAGGGAGAUAAGGAAAUUUGGGGGAAGAAGGGCUGAGAAGGUGAAAAGGCAGGGGGGGAGUGAAAGGGAGAUAAGGAAAUUUGGGGGAAGAAGGGCUGAGAAGGUGAAAAGGCAGGGGGGGAGUGAAAGGGAGAUAAGGAAAUUUGGGGGAAGAAGGGCUGAGAAGGUGAAAAGGCAGGGGGGGACUAAAAGGGAGAUAAGGAAAUUUGGGGGAAGAAGGGCUGAGAAGGUGAAAAGGCAGGGGGGGAGUGAAAGGGAGAUAAGGAAUUUUGGGGGAAGAAGGAGGGACCCGAAUCAUCGCUGCACUCCAGAAGGAAAUGAGAAACGAGGCCGUGUGGAGCUCUGA